Talaromyces stipitatus ATCC 10500 is the source of this 1094-nucleotide messenger RNA. RefSeq names its product short chain dehydrogenase, putative. The coding region runs from base 1 to 882 and encodes 293 amino acids. The transcript has 3 exons. Gene Ontology annotation, cellular component: intracellular anatomical structure. The record is from RefSeq and is a predicted model, not a curated record. NCBI's taxonomy places the organism in Eukaryota, Fungi, Ascomycota, Eurotiomycetes, Eurotiales, Trichocomaceae. Gene Ontology annotation, molecular function: oxidoreductase activity, acting on NAD(P)H, oxygen as acceptor.
AUGUCUCUCAACAUCGAGACUGUCGCCACCCCUCAAAAGACCGUUCGCGGUCCUGCUGAGCUGUCAGACGCAUCCUCUGUCUACCUGGGUACCAAGAACCGUAUGCCAGAAUUCGUCCUCACAGAUAAAGUUGUCUGCGUUUCUGGCGCCGGUCGUGGUCUGGGACUCGUCCAAGCUGAAGCCUUAUUGGAAGCCGGUGCCAUUGUCUACGCUCUCGAUCGAUUGCCUGAACCAUCCGAAGACUUUGCACGCAUCCAAGCCAAAGCAACCACGCUCGGCACAAAGAUCGAAUACCGCUGCAUCGACGUCCGCGACACCGAACUACUCAACAACGUCAUCGAGGAAAUCGCCAAUGUCGAGGGACGCAUGGACGGUCUCAUCGCUGCUGCGGGAAUUCAGCAGGAGACUCCGGCGUUGGAAUAUACAGCCAAGGAUGCCAACACUAUGAUGGAAGUCAAUGUCACUGGAGUGUUUAUGACUGCGCAGGCGGUCGCUAAGCAGAUGAUUCGAUUUGGGAAUGGAGGUAGCAUCGUCAUGAUUGCUAGCAUGAGUGGGACAAUUGCCAACAAGGGCCUCAUCUGCCCAGCCUACAACGCCUCCAAGGCAGCCGUCAUCCAACUCGGGCGCAACCUUGCCGCCGAAUGGGGCCAGUACAACAUCCGCGUCAACACCAUCAGCCCGGGCUACAUCGUUACACAGAUGGUCGAGAAUCUGUUCGUGCAAUACCCCGAACGUCGCGAAGAGUGGCCCAAACAGAACAUGUUGGGUCGUCUAUCGCGGCCGGAAGAGUAUCGUGGGGCGGCGGUCUUUUUGAUUAGUGAUGCCAGUAGCUUUAUGACGGGGAGUGACCUGAGGAUGGACGGUGGUCAUGCUGCUUGGUAAUUGUCACAUAGUCUUGUGAUUCAAGCGAUGGUAGAGCAUGACGGAUUUGCCUUCUUUCGACUUCCUGCAAAUGGGCGGCGUUUAGGUAUUUGUUUUUUACCUGCAAUUCAUCUCAGCGGUCAUGCUUCGAGCGUUCUUCAGGUAUUCCAGCUUUUUAAGUGAUACCAUACCGUACUGAAACAUUCCUUAAUAGCAUCUACUAAGUACGGAGU